AUGACCACGAACACAUCUUCUCCCUACAAAUAUUCGUCCAUCGAUCGACUAUGGAAGGACGAUACUUCGACUACUGGUACUGGUGAUCAUCAGACACCCUUGUCGGCACUCAAGCCUCAACAGUCAAAUUUCAGUCGAAAGAACCUCAUGAUUGCCUCCAUUGCAGUGUUGGGAGCACUGACUCUACUGGCUGCCAUGGACACGCUCCACCAGACAACAACAACAUCCCCACCCAUUAUGGCCAUGAAACAUCAUUAUAAUCGACAAACCACCAGCCAAUCCACUACUGCGGUUGCCAUGCCAUCUGGUGUCAAUGUCGGUUCCUGGUUGUCCCUGGAAGAUUACUUUUUUGCCGGACAGGAUGGGGCCGUCGAAACGGCGACACCCGAUACAAUGUCCUCGGCCAUUUGUCUCCCACCCCUCUACACUGGCCGUCAGUCCAACGCCCCCAAGAGUUGGCACUCGGAAACGGACCUUUUGACGAGUUUGAUCGAUACGGUUGGAGUCGCCCGUGCCAUUAAAAUAUUUCAUGCCCAUCGAACGUCGUUUAUUGUCGAAAGCGAUAUUGCGCAAUUGGCCAGGUUGGGUGUCCAACACAUUCGAGUUCCACUGAGUUGGUGUUUUACCAAUGCCGAUCCGAGUCGCAUUGAUCUUACGAAUACCAGUCGAGCCUACCAACAGGAAUUAUUGGAUCAAUUCACAUGUCCAGAUCCAUUCUAUCAAGAUCAACAACAAGUCCGAUGGCCCGCCAUUCCCAAAUCCGUCUUGACGCAAUUUUUGAGACACUGUGGUACGUACGGCCUGACGGCAUCCUUGGAUCUACACACGUACCCGGGUGCCACCAGUCCGGGAACGUUUAGUGGCAUGUGGCCUCGUCCACCACGAUUUUGGUAUCACGAUCAACCCGAACACAUGGACACGGAUUUGGGACGACGACUCUUUCGAGAGUUUGUGGCAUGGGUCGAAGAUUUGGCUACCACUGAUCCACUGGCUUUUGAUGGUAUUUUGGCCAUUAGUCCCAUGAAUGAACCGGCCCAUUUGGCCGGAGUCUUUCGUCAUUCCGAACGGGAUUAUCUACCACCCUUGGCGCCGUCCAUGGCAGCCGAAUAUCGACACGACGUUUUGAAAGAUAGUGUACCGGAUGGACCUCAUUUGCGGGUCUUUCGAUGGAUCGAUGAUGCUAUUCAAGUCUUUCGAGAAUCGUCCUUGCCAAAGGCGGGAAAAGAACUUCAUGUCAAUGUCCACGAGUCGGCAUUGUCGGCCGAAGUACUGUCUGAUCCACAUGACGAUAAAGACAUGGGUGGUCGCCAUCCAUCCGCCACGAAUCUGAUUGCUGCCUGGUGGAGUCACGUCACAUCACACAAGGAACGCCAAUCCUGGGCCGUCCUCGAUAUGCAUCAUUAUCAUGCCUGGGAACCUGCUUGUAUGGGAACAUCAGACGGACCACCGCUGGGGAAUUAUACUUGUUCCAAUGUCGAUGCUAGAGUCGACGCGUUGGCCCGAUGCACUUCUUGGGCCGAUGUCUUUCGCGAAGCUGUGGAUACGCAUUGUGGCAAAGAUGCCAAGCUCAUGUCGGGGGAGUUCUCUACAUCGACACAUCACAAAGUCUUGCAUGCCUGCAAUGAUGUAGAUACCCUACGAGCAUCCUACGACGCGCAACUGGAGGCGUCCCAACGAGCCAAUGUCAAACUGUACUAUUGGUCCUACCGCAUGCCAUUUGGUGGUGCCUUUCGAUCGGCAUGGUCCUUUUCUCAUUUGAUGUAUCGGUUUGGAGUCAAUCCUCAUCCAGACGAAUCGCUGUUUCCCUGCGGAGAUCAAACCGCGCACCACCCCAACGAAGUUACGGAUGAUUUCUUUGCUGGCAUUAGUACACAGGAAUCAAGUUCUACUAGGUAG
Molecule: messenger RNA, 1896 nt
Organism: Seminavis robusta
Lineage: Eukaryota; Bacillariophyta; Bacillariophyceae; Naviculales; Naviculaceae
Source: the annotation of a GenBank genome assembly